Messenger RNA from Theobroma umbraticum, 1560 nucleotides. The record is from RefSeq and is a predicted model, not a curated record. Lineage: Eukaryota; Viridiplantae; Streptophyta; Magnoliopsida; Malvales; Malvaceae.
GAUUUUAAUUUUUAUGCGACGCAUUUGAUCUUGGUAACACGUUGGUUUUUGAGUUUUUUUAUUGUGGAAACAUGAAACCGCCCAGAGGGUUGUUUUGCAAGUUGAGGUAGAUUUUGAUGAUUUUAAAGAUGUUGGUUUUGAUUUUUGUUGAAAUUCUGACGAUGAAUUUGGUUUCUUGAACUACCCAUUUCUCUGUUUCAAUGGAAAGUUACUUUUUUUGCAUGUAAUAUGAUCCGCUUUUGAUGGUGUUUUCUGUUUUCUUGGAGAAAGAAGGAUGAUAAACUGAAUGUUCAAUGAAUUUUAAUUAAUCUAGUACUGAAAAAAGAAUGAACCCCAGAUUCUGAAAUUCGGCAUUUCAUAGAUAUCUUAGUUCUUCAGUUGACUCAGUCUGUUAUUCUGAAUAUCUGAAAAAUCAAUUCUGAAUGGUGGUUUCUUUUUCUUUUAAUCCGUUUGAUUAACUAAAUUCUUGCCCAAAAUCAUUUCUUGAAUAAUCUCAGAAAGUUUCUGAAAUUGCUAUGGCUAUGACAUGUUAGUGCAGUUUUAUUUGCUGUGUAUCUUUGAGUAUUUUCUCUCCACUGUUUCUUGAAGUCUGACGAGGAUGCCCGCUUUAGUUAAGGUUAGCGAAACGAGCAAUUCAUGACAGUUUAUGCCUGUUUUGAAGGGGAAAAAGAUCAAGAAGGGUUUAUCCAUUUUUGCAAUGGAUCAGAUUGAUGAUUCCAUGCGGAACCAAAUAGCAGCACUUUUGCGAGUUGCAAAUUUCACAAGAUGCUUUAAAGAAGACAAUGUUCCAUGUAAAAUAGAAGAGGGUCUCUUUUUGGGUUCUGUUGCGGCUGCUUAUAAUAUGGAUGCACUUAAAAGUUUAAAUAUCACACACAUCUUAACCGUGGCUAGUUCUGUGAAACCUGCACAUAGCAAUGAUUUUGUGUACAAAAUUAUACCAGUUUUGGACAAAGAAGACACAAAUUUAAGUCAGUACUUUGAUGAAUGUUUUGAUUUCAUUGAUGAAGCAAAAAGACAGGGUGGUGGCGUAUUGGUUCACUGCUUUGUUGGAAAAUCAAGAAGUGUGACCAUUGUUGUUUCCUAUCUAAUGAAAAAGCAUGGUAUGAGCGUAUCACAAGCCUUGGAACUUGUGAAGAGCAAACGACCACUGGCAGCUCCUAAUUCUGGUUUCAUCCAACAAUUGCAAGAGCUUGAAAGAUCUCUUCAAGCCAACCAAGAACAGAUGAAAGAUAACGAAUGAAGAAAAGCUUACCUGUGGAGAAUCACUUGUUAGAAAAACAGUUGGCCUGAGAUAUUGAUGAUCAAAUACAUCCAAUAUGCUAUAGAUUUAAAAGGCCUGCAGUUGCAGGACACCAUUUCUGCUGAAAGUCACAGUCCAACAUUGGAUGUAUCAGCUCAUAUCAGGACUGGACCUGAAGAGGGUGCAAGGGAGAGUCUCCCUUGUAUUUCUUUCUUUUUUAGUCAGUAGAAAUUAAACAAUAAAAAGGGAGCAAUUUCAUGGUCAUGCUUGUUAUGUUUACUUUACAUGUUCUGCUAGUAGUGCCAAAUUCAGGUCAAAUU